AUGGCGAGCUCCGCCGGCUCCGCAGUCAGCUUCGCAUUCGCCCUCUUCAUCAUCUCCCUCCUCGUCCUGCUACUCCUCAGAUGCUACCUCCCGCUACGAUCGACGCCCGCGUACCUCCUCGUACCGGUGUUUCUCGCGCUUGCGCUGCCCGCAAGCAUUGUCCUCCUCGUACCGAUAGACCUCGCAUCCAGCGCAGGGACGGAUACCACGGCUUCUAGGGGGGUAUGGCUUCCGGAGAGAGCGUUGCUGGUAUCUUGGAGGAUCACAUACUGGCUUACGUUUGCGCUGACAUGGGUCAUCCUCCCUCUCCUCGGCGAAUACUGCGACUCGGGCUACCGUGAGCCCAGAGAUCGCUUCAUCUAUUCCCUCCGCUCGAACGGCCGCUACCAGCUGAUGAUGCUCGCGACCGGGAUCGCAGGCGCGAUAUACUUCUUCCUGCAAUCGGGGUUUAACAUUACGAAUCUGAAGGCUACGGUCAUGGCGCUCGCGUACGCAUGGGGCCUCAUUCUUGCGAUAUACCUGAUGGGGCAUGGCCUUGUCGCGCUGCCCCGGCGGCUGUAUCGUAACGCCGACGUGAGUCGCAGACUGCGAAGCCUGCAAUCAAGGGCGCCGAAGUUGCACGACAAGCUCAUGGAUGCAAUCGAGCAGCUGGAGCAGUAUGAACAGCAAGUCGCGGUACUCCGGCAGCGGAAGACUGGCAUAUCAAGAGAGUAUCGGGAAUGGAUCGAGGAGCUUGCGGAGGCGUCCGCUCUCCCAGAGUCUCGUGGUUCAAGCGCACAGAGACCCACAAACACCACCGUCCCGCCUGUCGUAACGGACCGCUACCUCGCAGACCUAACCCGCAAGCUCAAGCGCGCCCGCCACAAGAAAAUGCGCUUCAUCUCCGAAUGGGACAACCUAGUCCGCGCAGCCAUCGACACGCAAGCAGUCCUCGACUCGGCCACCACCCAGCGUCUCUCGUUCAGCAGCAAUUCCACCCUCUCCUCAUUCCUCUCCAAAUCCCACAUCCUAACCCCCUAUACCCGCCACUACCUCCACACGCGCCUCCUCCCCUCGGCCCGCUACGUCCUCGCCGCCCUCUUCGCCCUCGCCUCCGCCGCAGUAAUCUGGUCCGAGAUCACCAAAUCCCUCGCCCCGAAGCUUUCCUUGAUCGGCCUCACGAUCAUCCACCAUCCCAACGACUUAGCGCGAGGCCGAAUCGGCUUCGCAGGCCAGGCCAUCGCCGCCGCAUGGCUUAGCUACAUGAUAACCUGCGCGCUGCUCUCCGUGACCGAGGUCAAGCUCUGGGGCAACCGCGCGCUGGUGCGGCGCGGGACGUACGCCGAGAGCGCGGCUUGGUACGCUUGUCAGGUCGCGAAACUUACCGUGCCGCUGGCGUAUAACUUCGUCACGUUUGUGCCGGGCGAGGUGUGGAGGGCGACGGCGUUCCAUGGGUUUCUGGGCAAGCUGAUUAAUUUGACGCCAUUGGGUGCUGGGUUCUCGAGCUAUUUCCCGAUGCUGGUGCUGCUGCCGGUGGCGGCGACAAUGUUUGGGUGGUAUGGGAAGGUUAAGGGGGUAUUUGGUUUUGGGGCGGUCAUGGACGAAGAGGAGGGUGAUGAGGGGGGGAUUGGGGCUGGUGGAUGGAGAGAGGGGAAGGCGCUCAUUGAACGCGAAAUUAGUGGAGGUGCGGGGAACGCUCUUGGUUUGACGGCGCAUAGGGGCGAUGGCGAUGCUGAACCUGCGGCGCCGGGACCGCGCCCGGAGCGGUAUAGAGAUGCGGAUAGUAGGAGACCGUUGAUGAAUACGGGAGACGAAGACGAUGCUGGAGGCGAGGGGAGUUGGUUCGAUGACUUUUCGCACAGGGUGAGGAAUACCUUUGAUACGGCGGAGAGGCCGGCGUGGCUAGAGGGGCUCAAGAAACCGAAGUGGAUGGGCGGGGAUGAGGGAGGAUCAUCUAGCGGAGGAAGAGAUGGGAGGGAUGGAUUGAACAGGUGGUUUGGUGGAAGGAGUGAUGGGAGGUCGGCGUACCGCUCUGUCGGGGAGUUCGAAAAUCCGAACGAUGACGCAUCAGAGCUGGCUACCACUCCAGGAUUUCCACCCAGUGUGCUAGGAUUUCGGGAGGAGCCACGCUUGAAGAAGACGACUGAAUCGACUCGACGCGAUGCCCAAGAUCGCGAACGGAAAGCCAAGUACAGCCAUCGCGACGUCCGCGAACAGCGCGUCCGUCGCCGGCUGUUUGAAAGCUUCUCCGAAGAACACGAAACAACCCACCAGCGACCACAGCAGCCGCGGCCGCGUGAGCCACAGAAACACCAGCACGCUGAGAUUCGCGCCAAACCCGCCAGCCCGUGUAAGCACCGCGGGAAGUACGGCCACGGCAACGGCGCCGACGACAGUCAGCAGGCCCCGGACGGGCGUCCAGCUUCCCAGGUCGUCGCCUUUGCCGCCACCGCGCUUCCAGAGCUGGAGGUGCAUGCGCGUCUUUUCGCGGCCGAGGAGCGUGUUCACGGCGAUGGCGACGAGGUUGUUGACGACGAGCGGAUACGAUCAGGAGGAUGGUGCCAUGGCGCCUUUGGGGACGCAGGUGGGGGAGGCUGCUGA
Coniosporium apollinis CBS 100218 is the source of this 2580-nucleotide messenger RNA. RefSeq lists its product as uncharacterized. Lineage: Eukaryota; Fungi; Ascomycota; Dothideomycetes. Gene Ontology annotation, cellular component: membrane. The transcript is spliced from 5 exons. The record is from RefSeq and is a predicted model, not a curated record. Bases 1 to 2580 code for a protein of 859 amino acids.